This is a messenger RNA of Metarhizium acridum CQMa 102, 1374 nucleotides long. RefSeq lists its product as uncharacterized. Lineage: Eukaryota; Fungi; Ascomycota; Sordariomycetes; Hypocreales; Clavicipitaceae. The record is from RefSeq and is a predicted model, not a curated record.
AUGAUUGCCAUACAAGGCCGCCGCUAUAUAAUCCCGGGCAUCAUCCUUGCAGCCCUUGCCGUUGUCCUACUCUCCACUGAUCGAUCCCACGUCGUCAUUCGCGAACAAGUCGACAAGUACAAGCAAUACCAGCAGGGCAAAAAGGAUGCCCCGAAACAAGCGAAGCCGCCUGGUCCAAAAUACCUGCCCGCGCCUGAAUACGUUCCUCCUCCAGUGGUCGACCCCUUCAUAUCCCUCGCGAUACCGCCGCCGCCCUCUAUUCCCCACUGGAACGUCCCCGAAAAGAAUCUACACAAGAAGUAUCAACUCCCGUAUGCGCCGCCACUGUUCAUUGGCUUCACGCGCGGGUGGCCGCUUCUUCUGCAAGCCGUCGUAUCCUACAUCACAGCAGGGUGGCCAGCAUCGCAAAUUUACGUGAUAGAAAACACCGGCACGCAAUGGGCAAACCCGAGGGGCAGGCUCUCGCUUCAAAACCCCUUCUACCUCGACUACGAUGGCUUGCGGAAACUAGGCGUCAACAUUAUACAGACGCCAGUGCUUCUCAACUUUGCACAACUGCAAAACUUUUACAUGCAUCUUUCCCAGGAGUAUGAAUGGCCGUACUAUUUCUGGUCCCACAUGGACGUGAUUGUUUCCUCUUAUGAAGGCGGUCACAAUGGUAAGCCCAAGGCGGGUGAAGUAGGCUAUCAGACCAUAUAUGAAAACUGUCUCGCCGAGCUCAACACCACGCUGCAUUCAAAUGAUCGCUGGGGAACGCGGUUCUUCGCCUACGACCACCUCACGCUCGUCAACCGGGCGGCAUAUGAGGAGGUCGGCGGAUGGGAUACCUACAUCCCUUACUACAUCACCGAUUGCGACAUGCAUCAGCGCUUGCUCAUGCACAACUGGACCCUGGACGCGAGAGACGUCGGCAUAAUCAGCGACGUCAACACUGUUCUCAAAGAUCUGCGGGCACUAUAUCGCGACCCUUCCGCAGAGCUAGAUUAUCGAGAUCCGAAUCCUCCAGAGAAGCCUGCAGCGCCGCCGUCUGCUGUAGAAGAUGACAAGAAGGACACGAGAGAUGACGUGCCUCCUCGUGAAGAGGAUGAUUCUGACGAUGUCAAGUACUGGCGCAAGUUGCAGGCAGUGGUGGACAGGAUGGUGGAAUACAAGAAGGGCGACCGUGGACGAAACACGUGGCAGUCGUCACAAAAGGGCGGCGAGGGCGAGCCAUUCUACUAUUCCUCCCGCGGAGUGCAAAAGGCAUUUGACAUGCUCACGGCCGUCGGUGGCCAGAUAUAUGAAGAAAAAUGGGGGCAUAGAGACUGCGCGUUGAUCGAAGGGGGCAAGCUGAAGCUGGAAGACCAAUGGCGAGUGGCCCACGAUUGGGAUUAG